This is a messenger RNA of Dimorphilus gyrociliatus, 1241 nucleotides long. The record is from the annotation of a GenBank genome assembly. NCBI's taxonomy places the organism in Eukaryota, Metazoa, Annelida, Polychaeta, Dinophilidae.
GCACUAUAAAGUAGUCCUUGACAUUGACAAAGUAAUUAGAGCUGAUAAAUCAUUUAACAAUGAUUGUUUGAGAAUUUUUGUUGGUAACGAUAAGAUUAAAAUAAUCGACAAGCUACUUUAAAGAAUAAAUUUCAAAUAGAAGAUAUAAUUUGCAUAUGUAUAAUACUACAACUGGAAUAGCUUGGCGAAGAGUCCUCUGUAUCAUAUCGUUGACAUCAGUUGUUUCGAUAUGGUUAGGAUGGUAUGUAAUUUACAAAACUCCAUGGCCAAUGUACCUAACAGAUAAGUUUGGUAUCUACCAUCUGGUGCCAGACAUUAGUUGUGCAAAUUGUACGAAAGUGUCAAAUGAUUUUAUGCUACAACCAUCUUCCAAGUUCUGUAAAUCCCCUGGAGAUGUAUUUUUAUUAAUAUUAGUAAUAUCUCAUCACGCAAAUAAAGACGCUAGGGAAGCCAUCCGAAAAUCUUGGGGUAGUGUUAAAGAACACGAAGGUAAGAAAGUAAGGACAAUGUUUGCGUUUGGCGUUCACAAAGACAAAAAUUUUAAUACGCUUGUUGAGAAUGAAGCAAAAAUAUUUGGAGAUGUUUUACAAACGAGAGUAGACGACCAUUACAAAAAGUUAACAGAUAAAAGUAUAUCCUCACUAAAUUGGAUAGACUCUAAAUGCUCUCCUAAAUAUGUUUUGAAAACCGAUGAUGACGCCUAUAACAACCCUUAUCUUUUGGUCGAUUAUUUGAAAGGCAUUCGCGAACCUAACUACAUUGCUGGCUAUUGCUUUACUGUUUGGCCAGAUAGAAGGCAGUCAAGUAAAUUUUUCGUUCCCGAGUAUGUAUAUCCAGAUGCUUAUUAUCCAAUAUACUGCUCUGGUCCAGGAUAUGUAAUCUCUCAAUCUGCUUUACACAAAAUUAUUAAAGCUGUUCGUAAAAUUCGCUACGUCCAUAUGGAAGAUGUAGCUGUAACCGGUCUGGCUCGAAUUAAAGCAGGUCUUCAUUAUCAUCAAUUACCUGGAAUGCUGGAGAACAAACAUAUCAAAGGUUGUGGCUUAGCAACGCGUGUCAUAAAUGCUCAUCACGUCACUCCACCGGAACAGACUAAAAUGUGGAGCACAGUGUUGAAUGCAAUUAAGAGUAAUUGUAUCAUAAAAGGAUCAAAUCAUGGAAUUAUAUUUUGUUUGCUAUUUUUACCCUCUUGGGGCUUCAUCAUCUAUAAAAUGUUGUUUGCAAAGGGUACAACUUUCCUGUGA